AUGGAAGCCACGCUUACACAUCGGCCGUGGGAGCCUGCCACCAAUGGACCCCGAACCCCUACAGUAUCUUCAUCGCAGACCCUCCCCUCGAUAUCGACGUUGACAGCGAGUAUGACCACCACCGCCGCUCCUCCAGCGGAGAAGUCGCCCGGCAAUGUGUCGUUGAAUACAAUCGAGCGCGAUUCGGGGAAUUGGUCAAUGCCUCAGAGCACAAGAUCCUCUACCUACUCCACUGCGACAAACGGGACCGGUAACUACCCUUCUCUUUCAUUCCUUACGUCCUCUCAGCCGUCUCCCAAUCGCGUGUCCACGGUCUCCGAUCGAUCUCCUUAUCCCAACGACCAUUCGAACGCCAAUACUCCUUCCUCCUCGGGUGCACAGCCAUCUCCGAACUUUGGCUCGGCGCAGCCAAAUCCAGCGCUUCCGUCCAUUAACCAGAACUAUGACGCGCCAUCUCAGAGAGGUAGCAUUGCAGAGCCCGCAGAGUCACGACGGAGCAGUAUUGAUAGUCGGAUGAAUCAGGGAAUAAGCUCCCUUGCCAUAAACCCCGCUUCUCCCUAUCAUAGCACAAACGCGUCGCAGACAUCGAUCGUCUCGGGGUUACAACGGGAGCGUGGAAUAUCUAUGGAUGUGAAUAUGAAUAAUACUUACCGAGGCCCCCGGUAUUCUGGGGGGCAGCCCCUCUCCCCUUUGGGCCCACGGGCUGGCGAACAUCGUGGAUUUGCGGCUGGCCGCACUGCCCCUGCGAUCUCGUCGAACCCUCGCUCAGAAAUUUACAAUGCGGAGGCGCCCACAGCUGGUCUUGCAUACGCUUUCCCAGAUCCGGAUGUUGCACGGUCCAAUUCGAUCUCUUCCACAACCGAAAAGUCGAACGCACAGUUUUGCAGAAAAGGAAGCACGGCGGAGUCCUUUUCAAGCAGCAUCUACUCGGAUUCCCGUUUGCCUCGUGGUCAGCAUGAACUCCCUCAAAAUGUCCACCAUCAUUCGCUACAACACAAGCAAGUUCGUGGACUUAUUGGAGAGGCCGACCUACACGGCGGUAGUACCCCAUACAGCAGGACACCUGAGCUGAGGGUGACACAUAAGUUGGCGGAGCGGAAACGCCGUAGCGAGAUGAAGGAUUGCUUCGAGGCUCUGCGGAUGCGUCUUCCGCAAAGCCAGAACAACAAGUCGAGUAAAUGGGAGACUCUUACGAGAGCAAUUGAAUACAUUGGACAACUGGAGAAGAUGCUGAGCAACGCUCGCCGGGAGAACGAUCUUCUCCGGACCGAAGUGGACGACAUGCGGGCCCAGCUUAACCAGCAGCAGCAACAGCAACAAGCUAAUGGGCAAUCACGACCGCAGUCAAUGUUCGAGCAUCAUUCGAUGGCCACAUCACAGGCUAAUGGGCAGUCACAUGGCGCCAUGUUUCCUGGUUACGCCCCGGGCGCCGGGAUGACGCAGGAGCAGCCACGGACUCUACCGCCUCUGAUGAAUGGGUCUGUCGCACCAAUGCAAGGUGUGCAGUACACUGAUGAGCGACGGUAA
Aspergillus bombycis is the source of this 1527-nucleotide messenger RNA. RefSeq names its product putative HLH transcription factor (Hpa3). Gene Ontology annotation, cellular component: RNA polymerase II transcription regulator complex. The record is from RefSeq and is a predicted model, not a curated record. Gene Ontology annotation, molecular function: protein dimerization activity; DNA-binding transcription factor activity. The coding region runs from base 1 to 1527 and encodes 508 amino acids. Gene Ontology annotation, biological process: positive regulation of transcription by RNA polymerase II. Lineage: Eukaryota; Fungi; Ascomycota; Eurotiomycetes; Eurotiales; Aspergillaceae. The transcript is spliced from 4 exons.